AUGCCUGGACGCGACACCUCGCACGCCGCAUCUCCAAGCCCAGGGGACAACCGAGUUCUCAACCGUGAGGGAUCUGAAACCAGCAUGGAUAACUCGUCAUAUGAUAUCCCUGAGCACAACACCACCCGCCUCGACCCUCAAAGACAGGAAGACGAUUUUUCAACCACUCGCAAUUCCCUCAGUGCCGAACCACAAUCCCCGAGUACGCAUAUCUCGUUGUCCGACAUGUCUGGAAACAAUACUUGGCACCUCCCGCCUUCAAAUUGGGAAGACGAACGUUCUCGCCGGUUCUGGACCCGCACGUCAAACUCCAUUUCCGAGGGGCCUUUCGUAAUCUACGAAGAUCCUCCUGACCGCGAAGAGCCAACGAUCGAGCCAGAGGAGCCUGAUGACGGAGCCAAUAAUCAGGAGGAUGAAGAACUAUUUGGUGACAACGGCCCUGAUCAAGAGAACGUGAAUCCGGCUACAAUCGAACCCGAUCUCAAUUCCGUCGACACUUUUGAGCUGUCACCGGACGCUCCCAUCGUCGAAUUCGACCGACACCGUGACGACUAUGCUGGAGAUGGCAGCUGGCCCACUAGGAAUGGCCGACGGGUACUGUGGACGCUCUGGACCGACCCGACCCAGGAAGGCGAUAGCUAUGAUCUCACUUAUGAUGAUCGGGCUAUGCAAACUGGUCAACUUAGACUGGGACGUCGCCUUGAGAGCCCCUACGCCCACCUGCCUCUGAGUGAGCCCGCUCGGCGAACUGGUCCUCGUCGCACCGGUCCCCAUCGCACCGGUCCUCACAGUACCCGUGCUCGUCGCCUUGGCGUUCGUCGCACCCUCGACUUCCACCGACCGGUGGUCCGCGCGACCACUCCUGAGAUUGAGGACGAGGCGGAUGAUGAGGCCAGCGACGACCGGAACGAGGAGACCGAGGAUCGCUAA
Penicillium bovifimosum is the source of this 930-nucleotide messenger RNA. RefSeq lists its product as uncharacterized. The coding region runs from base 1 to 930 and encodes 309 amino acids. The record is from RefSeq and is a predicted model, not a curated record. NCBI's taxonomy places the organism in Eukaryota, Fungi, Ascomycota, Eurotiomycetes, Eurotiales, Aspergillaceae. The transcript has a single exon.